UAAUACCUUAUAACAUUUAAGAUACAUUCAUAUUCAAAAUAUUCUUCAUUCAUCAGAUUAUAUAAAUAAUUAAAGCAUAUAAUAUAUUAAAAAGUGCAUUUAAAAUAUAUUCUAUAAUGAAAAAGUAUUUGAGGAAAAGUGUAUACUUUCAUGUUCGAUAAAGUUGACGUUGCCAUUAGAGAAACUAUCUAGCACUCUUUACAACAAGUCCAUUAUUGCAGAAAAUUAUCUGAUGUGAAUUGAACACACCUUUAAACACAGAAAAUUAAAAGAGAAAAACAGUGAGAAAAAGAAAAACAUUAGUAAUAUGCAGCGGAUGUGCUUUGUAGAGAACAAAAAGGAGGAGCAAGUGGAGCAGCUUGAGGAGCAACGUGACACUAACUUCAUAGAGGUGGCGACAGAACAGACACCAAACAUGAGGGGAAUGAAAAGGGACUGGAUCUUUAGAGUCCAGGUGCAGAAGCUAGAAAAAAAUGAAGUUCUAUAUGUGGUGGGUAAUUUACCUGAAUUAGGUGCAUGGAAUCACAAUCAGGCAGUUCAAAUGUCACAAGAAAAUGGCAGUCAGGAUCCUCCCAUGUUUUUCGAUGGUAAUAGUAGGAGAGAAUUUUAUAAUGAUGAUGCAGGAGACAUAUACCGUGAUGAAGAUGAUGAAAGUGGCCAAAUAUUUUCACAAAAAGUUUCACUUCCUAUUGACACUGAUAUAGAAUUCCGAUACUUUGUUGCUGUUAUUUGUCAAUCUAAUGGUACUAAGAAUUCGGCCAAAACUCUUAUUAUCUGCCGUUGGGAAACACACAUGAUACCUCGUCUUAUCAGGAAAAAUAUUCCUAGCAAUUUUACUCAGGACUCAUUGCCGGAUCCAGACUCGUUUGGAUACUACAAUGGCUAUUCAAAAAUUGAACGGGGAUGGUUAACGGAUGAAACUGUGAUACAAUUUAAGCUAUUUGAUAAUCCAAUUAAGUUAUGGAAGAACCGAUUGCAGAAUAGGAAACUUCACAUUAAAAUGACACCUGUAAAUCUAGUUAGACAUAAUUCCUUAGAGUUACAGCAAUUUGGUGGAGAUUGUGUAGAUGAUAGUCUUUCUGUGGAUACACAAGAUGUUGUUGAUCAACCUGCCUUUAGUGUUACAGAAAUUGCGGUAAUGAAUGAUGAAGAAGCACACUUCAAGAUUCAGGAGCAAUUUGGCCGAGCUUAUCACGAAGAUGACUUUAUUGUCUUCAAUGUUGCCGUCCGAUAUCCUGAAACAAUUGCAUAUUUAGUGGACUACUACGUGUACAGCUCAAGGAGUUUUCCAGGAGAACCACCAAGUCAUAUUGGUUUCAGCUACAUCUUACCUAGUACAUUACAAUCUAGUGUUGGACUUUUAACGGUACCAAUUACAAGUACAAAACACAGACCAAUUGGACAACUUACAGUUGAAUAUGUUGUGAUAAAAUCAAUUCCGGAUUACCCAUGGGACAUGAGUAUAUCUUACGCAAAACAUUGGGAACAGCGGUGGUCCGGUUUGGAUGUGGGACAUAGGGGUUUAGGUACAUCUUUCCAUACAAAAAAUUGUGCUAAUGUACGUGAAAAUACCAUAGCUUCUUUAAAGACUGCGUCAUAUCAUGGAGCUGAUAUGGUCGAAUUUGAUGUCCAAUUGUCUAAGGAUCAUGUACCUGUUAUUUACCAUGAUUUUUAUGUUUCCAUUUCACUGAAACGUAAAAAACAAAUAGAAGCUAUGGACAUGCUUGAAAUACCGGUUAAGGAUCUUACAUUAGAACAGCUACACUUAUUAAAGGAUUUUUAUUACCCGGGAGACUCGUUGGGUAAGGUGCUGUAUGUCGUUGAUAAAGCUGAACAGAAGGUUACCCAACUGGUCUAUCAUGUGGCUGAAGGUCGAGAAAAGAAUCCAAGAUUUUUUGAUGAAGACUUAGAAGACCAUCAACCUUUCCCUACUUUGCAGGCUGUACUGCAAGAAUUGGAACAACAUGUUGGAUUUAACAUCGAAAUUAAGUGGACUAUGCAGUUGAAGGAUGGCACAUUCGAACUUAAUCAUCCCUUUGAUCUCAAUCUCUACUUGGACACAAUACUCAAAGUCGUUCUAGAAUAUGGAGGAAAUAGAAAAAUUGUUUUCUCAUCCUUUAAUCCUGAUAUUUGUGCCAUGAUUCGACUUAAACAAAAUAAAUACCCAGUAGUAUUUUUGACACAAGGCAUCACUUCGAAAUAUCCUACUUAUCAUGAUCCAAGAUGUCAGACAGUAGCAAUGGCUGUCAGACACGCUUUGGCUGCUGAUAUCUUAGGAAUUAAUGUACAUACAGAAGAUAUUCUUAGGGAUCCAUCACAAGUUAAAUUUGUGAAAGAUGCUGGAUUAAUCAUCUUUUGCUGGGGGGACGAUAACAAUGAUAAAGCGACAAUUCAGCAUUUGAAGAAACUUGGAUUACACGCAGUUAUUUAUGAUAAAAUCGAUGAGUAUAACGCAAAAGAGGUCAAGGAGAGUAUAUUCUUGGUUGAUGCGAGAGAAAAUCAGAAAGCGCUAAUUGCUUUAGCGCAAAGCAAUCAAGCUAGUUCACAGCAACCUCAAAUAACUAAUCCAAUCAACACAGAAAAGGAUUAUUACAUGGAUGUUGAUAAAUCGCAAAAUAUGAUCACAACCGCUCCGACUACAACUUCGCUUACAUCUUUUGGUAAGAAUACUAAUGGUGGCGAUAAUAUAUAUCCCAUGACAACUAUCAAAUUAUCAACUACAUGUGACCAUCAGGAGAGCAAAGAAAUCAGUGAAGUAACAAAGGAUUUUAAUGAUUGCGCAAAACCCUUCGGCCGUACGUUAAAAGCUAAGGACAUCUCAGACACAGUUUGUAGACAAACGGCUGUGGUACCUGAAAUCUAUGGAGAGGAUGAGUCUGCAAAAAACUGUCUUUGAUGUUUCUUCUUUAACAAGCCUUUUCGAUCUUGGUUUUAACAUAGAAGGCAUUGUCUAGGAGAGGACCUGUCACAAAGAGGAAAAAAAAUUGAAAAAAGAAAAGAGAAAUCUUAUCGUAAUUCAUAGUUUACUAUAAUAUUUACAUAAAGGCCAUUGAUUCGAUUGUAUAAUGCGCAAGAAAGAUGAUCGAUUGCAAUUUUUACAUGAUUCGGAUGAUCGAUCAACUUGAUUGUCCAUUUUAUAUUACAUCUUACUUUUUUUCAAAUAUUUCAAAUAUUGAUCAAGUUCGGUAUCGGUUAUACGAAAAAAGUUUAACUCCUAUUCUGCCUGUGGAAGAUAAAUGCUGAAACUAA
Molecule: messenger RNA, 3249 nt
Organism: Megalopta genalis
Lineage: Eukaryota; Metazoa; Arthropoda; Insecta; Hymenoptera; Halictidae
Product: glycerophosphocholine phosphodiesterase GPCPD1
Biological process (GO): glycerophospholipid catabolic process
Molecular function (GO): starch binding; glycerophosphocholine phosphodiesterase activity
Source: RefSeq, a predicted model, not a curated record